AUGGAUGAAAUUAAAAUAAUAUUUAGCAAUGAUUUAAAAUUAAGUACACAUUAUGAAAUUUUAAAAUCUUUUUUAAAAAAUGAAGAAGAGAAUGAUAAAAAUGAUACAAAUUAUAGUAAUAUGUUAAAUUAUGAUAGUAAAGAAAUACAAGAACCUUCAAUACAUUUUGAUAGUGUAUGUUUUAUAUAUACAAAUUUUUCUUAUAAAUCACACUUUACUUUGAUUAAUGAAAAAAAAAGUGAGAAAAUUUCAUUACACGAAGAAAGUGAUACCAGCUAUUAUGAAGAUACUAAAAUUGAUGAAAAAUAUGUUCUCUCUUUAAUUUUAAUAAUAAUUGAAGAAAAUUAUUUAGAGUAUCAGUAUGAUAAAGAAAAAAAUAUAUUUCAUAAAGUUGAGAAGUUACAAAAAGAAUAUAAAAAUGUUAGAAUUAUGUGCAUAUUUAUAGGAAUAAGAGAAAUUUUAGAUAGAACUAACAUAAAAGAAAAUUAUAAAUUUGAAAAUAUAAACAAAAAUGAAAAUAUUAUAAUUAAUAAUAAAGAUUUUGAUAGUUUCAUUGCAGCAUUAUUAGUACGCUAUCAUAUUGAUUCGGUAGAAUUAGAUAACAUAACUCAUUUAAAUAAAUAUAUUUUUAAAUGUUGCAAAUAUUUAUAUCAAUCAAAAAUUAGAAAACCUAACUCUUAUUUCAAAGUUAAACCAUUAAGUUUAAACCAAUUAACAAAUUCCAAUACAAAUGAAAACAAAAAUUAUUCUACUUGGAUUUCUCAACUAAUGCAAAUUAGUGGUAUAUCUGAAGAUAUUUCUAAAAAAAUAGCUGAAGUUUUUAAAACUCCUUUUGAUUUGAUUAGGCACUUUAAAAAAAUAAAUGAUGAAGAAUGUUUAAAAGAUAUAAUAAUAAAUUCUUCAUAUGGAGAAAGAAAAUUAGGUAAAGCCCUUUCUAAAAAAAUUUAUCGUGUUUUUUCGCCAUAUUCUAAGUCUGAUAAUUUUGUUUCGUAA
Molecule: messenger RNA, 993 nt
Organism: Plasmodium gallinaceum
Lineage: Eukaryota; Apicomplexa; Aconoidasida; Haemosporida; Plasmodiidae
Product: conserved Plasmodium protein, unknown function
Exons: 1
Coding region: 1-993 (330 amino acids)
Biological process (GO): replication fork processing; resolution of meiotic recombination intermediates; mitotic intra-S DNA damage checkpoint signaling
Cellular component (GO): Holliday junction resolvase complex; nucleus
Source: RefSeq, a predicted model, not a curated record